Messenger RNA from Camelina sativa (false flax), 991 nucleotides. RefSeq names its product ethylene-responsive transcription factor SHINE 3. Lineage: Eukaryota; Viridiplantae; Streptophyta; Magnoliopsida; Brassicales; Brassicaceae. Gene Ontology annotation, molecular function: DNA binding; DNA-binding transcription factor activity. Gene Ontology annotation, biological process: regulation of DNA-templated transcription. The record is from RefSeq and is a predicted model, not a curated record.
AAAUACCAUAAAAAUAGUAGAGAGGACGUGCGAAAAAAGCAUAGAAGUUAAGUGAGUGGUUGUUAAGUAGAGAGAUCAGAGAAGAAGUGUCUCUCUUUCUCUUUCUAUCUUAUUCUUUAGUUCAUGCUAGAGAUAUCUUGAGUUGUGUCAGAAGAAACACAGAGAAAUUAAGGAAUCUGAAUUUAAAACAGAAGAAUGGUACAUUCGAAGAAGUUCAGAGGUGUCCGCCAGCGUCAGUGGGGUUCUUGGGUCUCUGAGAUUCGUCAUCCUCUCCUGAAAAGAAGAGUAUGGCUCGGAACGUUCGACACGGCAGAAGCAGCAGCUAGAGCUUAUGACCAAGCCGCGGUUCUAAUGAAUGGUCAGAACGCAAAGACCAACUUUCCCGUCAUCAAAUCCAACGGUUUAGAUUCUCCGGUAGUUAACUCUACUUUAAGGUCGCCAAAAUCGUUGUCCGAACUCCUAAACGCUAAACUAAGGAAGAACUGUAAAGACCAGACACCAUAUCUGACGUGUCUUCGCCUCGACAACGACAGCUCGCACAUAGGCGUCUGGCAGAAACGAGCCGGGUCGAAAACUAGUUCAAACUGGGUCAAGCUUGUUGAACUCAGUGACAGUGUUAACGCACGCCCCGGUGGUGAUAUUGGGAUUAGUAAGAUAAAGAAACGAGACGACAACGUUGAGGAAGAAGAUCAGAUGGCGAUGCAGAUGAUCGAGGAGUUGCUCAACUGGACCUGUCCUGCUUCUGGAUCCAUUGCACAUGUCUAAAGAACAAUCAUUAGUGAGUAUAAAUAAUGGAUAAAAUAAGUAAUUUGCAUAGCUUUAUUUAAUAUUCUUCCAACAUAUGAUAGCCCUAAAGAUAGUAAUAUUACUUAUAUACGUAAACAUUGUUUAAAUUAAAUAAAUGAAUAUAUGUUGUGGGGUUUAAUGAAGAAAAACUUUAUGAAAAAAGAGAGUUUUCUGUUGAACUUGUCGACAUGAUAUUAUUACACAG